Neltuma alba is the source of this 2327-nucleotide messenger RNA. RefSeq names its product preprotein translocase subunit SCY2, chloroplastic. Lineage: Eukaryota; Viridiplantae; Streptophyta; Magnoliopsida; Fabales; Fabaceae. Gene Ontology annotation, biological process: protein transport. Gene Ontology annotation, cellular component: membrane. The transcript has 13 exons. The coding region runs from base 119 to 1837 and encodes 572 amino acids. The record is from RefSeq and is a predicted model, not a curated record.
AGUGGAGGAUUUGGCGAAUCGGAUGAGCACCUGCUAGCCUUGAAGGGGAAGCGGAGCACUGGCCCGCGGUGCUCUCGCCACUUCCGGCCGUCACUCAUCGUGAAUUCGAAGCCCAGUCAUGGAAGCUACUUGGUUCAGCUCUCACGUCUUCCGUCCCCAUAGCUCUGGAACUAAACCUAAGUUACUUAGAGGUAGCCAAGCAGAACAAAUCCAAUUUUACUGUAUAAAGAGCCAUAAAACUGGGGUUUCUGCAUUUGAAAGAAGGCAAUCCCUAUUUUUGAACGGGUCCUUGUUUGAUAGAAUAAAUCGGAAGCAUUAUGUUAACUUCUCUGAUAAGCGUCGAAGUGAAUAUUUGCAUGUGGAACCCCCAAAUAUCCAGCAUUCAAGUCAGGAAGUUGUUCCACCAACUCAAAGUGAUGGAGCAGAGUUUCUUGUGUCUCCUGAUCCCAGUAACUCCAGAAACCUAAACUUGAGAUCCAAAAAGUAUAAAAAUAGGUUUCUUGAUUUUGUUCGCUUGAGUUCUGUCCUGAAUGGAAUUGCUGAAUCAUUUUUCAAAAGUGAGAUACGGAGGAGGUUAUUUGUGACUGCUGUACUAAUUGUACUCAGUCGUGUUGGUUAUUUUGUUCCUCUACCUGGAUUUGAUAGGAGGUUGAUACCACAAGACUACCUGAGCUUUGUCUCAGGAUCUGUUGAUGAACUUGGUGACUACACCUCUGAGCUCAAACUUUCUCUUUUCCAGCUUGGAAUCAGCCCUCAGAUUAUAGCAUCCAUUAUUAUGCAGGUUCUCUGUCAUGUGGUUCCUUCUCUAGUGAAACUGCGAAAGGAAGGUCUAGAUGGACAUGAGAAGAUAAAGAGUUAUAUAUGGUGGAUGUCACUUGGCUUUGCGAUUUUGGAAGCUCUAAUACUUGCCUGCUACUCACUUCCAUAUUCAAUUUAUGCUGCCAGUCAAAGGGUCAAGCAUGUGAUGGUGACAACUCUUUUGUUGGUGUGCGGUGCAAUGACUAUUACAUGGAUAUGUGAUACCAUCUCAGAAUCCGGCUUUGGUCAAGGUUCAUCACUUAUUAUAUGUGUGGGGAUAUUGACGGGUUAUAUGGAGACGUUACACAAAAUGCUGACUCAGCUCUCAGUGAGUACUGUUAGCUGGUGGCCCUAUGUACUUGCAGUGUUGGGUCUAUUUACAAUUGUCACUAUGUGGGCAGUUGUAGUCACUGAAGGUUGCAGGAAAGUGAAACUUCAAUAUUAUGGCUUCAAACUUGCUUCUGCUGCAAGAGAGCAAUCCCCAAUUACUGAAGUGGAGCCCUAUAUUCCUUUCAACAUCAAUCCGUCAGGAAUGCAACCUGUUCUUACCACCAGUUACCUCUUGGCAUUUCCAAGUAUUCUUGCAAGUUUGCUUGGUUCACGUUUCUGGGAGCAUGUCAAGGACAUAUUGAACCCUGAUACAUCUGCUGGUGCUGAGCCUUGGGUUUACUACUCCAUCUAUGCCUUUUUUGUCUUCUUGUUCAAUAUAUUUGAUAUUGCCAACUUGCCCAAGGAAAUUGCUGAUUACCUGAAUAAGAUGGGUGCCAGGAUACCUAACAUAAAGCCUGGGAAGGCUACAAUAGAAUACCUUUCGAAAGUUCAGGCAUCCACACGAUUCUGGGGGGGGCUGCUGUUAAGUGUACUGGCGACUACAUCAAGUAUUCUUGAUCAUUAUUUACGGCGCACUAAUGCUGGAUUUGCAAUUGGGUUUACAUCAGUCUUGAUUAUUGUUGGUUCCAUUAUUGAGCUUAGAAGAUCGUAUCAAGCGUAUAAUGUAAUGCCAAGUUUAAGCAAGGCCCUGAGACGGUAUGGCGUAUAGCUUCUGGAAAUGCCUUGCUGCUCUACUCUUCCUUGCUAUCCAAACCUGGAGGGCAACGAUUUAGUCACCAUUAGUAAGUAGCAGCAAGAUGGCCCUUCGCCCCUCUGGUACACAAUUUCCCUGUAGAGAGAUAUUGCGAGGGCGUCAGUCUAGUUUUGGGGUGAUGAUGUCAUCUACCAGUGUUUGCUGCCUGUUUGUAAUAGCGAGAAGCCUCUGUGUAAAUCUUAGGGGAAAGAAAUUGUCUUACUGUAUCCAAGAAAUUUUGGUUAGCUUAUUGCUAUAGAUAGCUUAGUAUCUGUUAAGGAAAUUCACAUUUGUUAUAGCUGUGAGAUGUAAUUCUAGAAGUGAGAUGCGGGGAUAUGCAAGGUUACGAAGAGCAUAGCAAUGGCGUGAAGAGAAUUCCAUCUUCGGUUUAGCCCGUACUUCACACAAAAUGGAUCUAGUAUACUUUGCUUUUUUGCAAUUUUUUUGUUCAUUUUUUGUUUGUUAA